AUGUAUAAAGUUGCGCUAUUAAUUGCACUGUCGUUCUGUUUGGCACUUGCCAAACAUGAACAGUACAAUGGCUACGUUGUAUACCAGGUUAAGGUAGUGAAUGAACAACAGGCGCAACAAGUUAACGCAUUGGAAAACCAGCUGGGGUUUGAUAUGUGGUCGUAUGCCACACCAACACGUCCAGGUCUCGUGCUUGUACCUGGCUCAAUGCGCCAACGCUUCCAGAACGCGAUCGUUGCCACUGGAGCACAGUAUGAAAUACAAGUGGAAAACGUUAAAGAUCUGUUGGAUUUGGAAGAUCAGCUCUUAGCUGCUGCUUCUCAGCGGAGUAACAGUACAAGUGGUCGUCUCUCAUUCGAUACCAUUCACCGUUAUGGAACAGUCGAUGCCUACCUCGUUGACUUAGCUCGAAAAUACCAGACUGUGUCUGUUGUUUCUGCUGGAAAAAGUUUUGAAGGCCGUGAUAUCAAAUACCUGAAGAUUUCAACCACCAACUUCCAGGAUUCUUCUAAACCUAUCAUCAUGAUUCAGUCUUUGAUUCACGCACGUGAAUGGAUAACUUUACCCGUAUCUCUGUACGCCAUCGAGAAAUUAGUUGUUGAUAUCACCGACAGAGAUCUCGUUGAUAAAAUCGAUUGGAUUAUCUUGCCUAUUACCAAUCCCGAUGGAUACGAAUUCACUCAUACCAACACACGUUUCUGGAGGAAAAACCGAUCCACAGGUCAUAUGAUUGGAAAUGUAUGCCUCGGCGUCGAUCUGAACCGUAAUUUUGAUUUCAUCUGGGGAACACUUUCUAGCAACUCUGCCUGUUCUGAGACUUUCCACGGCUCUGGAGCUUUCUCUGAACCCGAGAGUGCUAUCAUUCGCAAUAUUGUAAAUCAGUACCGCAACCGUCUUGAGUUAUAUCUUGACAUUCACAGCUUUGGAAGUCUGAUCCUGUAUGGUUACGGAAGUGGCGAACUUCCCCCCAAUGGUCUUACUCUUAACGUAAUGGGCGUUAGAAUGGCACAAGCCAUCGAUGCUGUCAAAUGGAAAUCUAAUCCCAACUACCGCGUUGGAAAUAUUGCUAUGGUUCUCUAUACAUCAUCUGGAGGCGCUUCUGAUUAUGUUCAAGCUGUUGGUGUCCCUCAUUCAUUCACUUUUGAAUUACCAGCCUACAGAAACCAACAGAACAGUAUUAACGGUUUCCUUGUGGACCCUGAUUUUAUUGAGCAAGCUGGUUACGAGACCUGGGAAGGUAUUAAAGCUGGUGCAAGGUUUGUGCUGGAAUUCUCUAGGAGUAAGAAGUAA
Parnassius mnemosyne (clouded apollo) is the source of this 1290-nucleotide messenger RNA. The record is from the annotation of a GenBank genome assembly. NCBI's taxonomy places the organism in Eukaryota, Metazoa, Arthropoda, Insecta, Lepidoptera, Papilionidae.